AUGAGUUCUACGUUCGCCGGAAAAGGUCAUGAAGCCUUGGUAUAUCUCAACCAUGUCAUUGAAGAAUACAAUUUUCUUCCCGAUAUUGUCAUCUUUCUGCACGCCAAACGCUAUCAAUGGCAUAAUGACGAUCCACUAUACGACAACGCCCGCGUCUUGUCGCGAUGCUCUUGGAGACCAGGUUGCCCUUCUGAGAUCAAACCCUUCAAAGAUGCCCUCGGACCUCUCUCGAAUGAGUAUGGCAUACGUACCGCUCCUCUAUACGCGCGUGCUUUCAAGCAAUUGUCCCCGGAGCUCGAAGUGCCUGCGGUCGUGGGAGUACCCUGCUGUGCACAAUUCGCUGUGACUAAAGCAAGAAUACAACAACGGUCCAAGGACAAUUACAAGACGCUUCGUCACACAGCGAAGGACUGUUAUUGUCGUACCUAUGGUCUCUGUAAUCUUGCAUGUCACAAAUUAGGUGCAUGUGACUCACAUCCAUUUCCGAAAUACUCUAAUCUGCCAGAGGGUUGA
Molecule: messenger RNA, 513 nt
Organism: Aureobasidium pullulans EXF-150
Lineage: Eukaryota; Fungi; Ascomycota; Dothideomycetes; Dothideales; Saccotheciaceae
Exons: 2
Coding region: 1-513 (170 amino acids)
Source: RefSeq, a predicted model, not a curated record